AUGAGGAAGGAGAACCAGAGCAGCGUGUCUGAGUUCCUCCUCCUGGGGCUCCCCAUCCAGCCAGAGCAGCAGGGUGUGUUCUUCGCUCUGUUCCUGGGCAUGUACCUGCCUACAGUGCUGGGGAACCUGCUCAUCAUCCUGCUCAUCAGGUUGGACUCUCACCUCCACAAUCCCAUGUACUUCUUCCUCAGCCACUUGGCCUUCUCUGAUAUUUCCCUUUCAUCUAUUAUAGUUCCAAAGAUGCUCAUGAACAUGCAGACUCAGCAACAAUCCAUUCCCUAUGUGGGGUGCAUUUCUCAGAUGUAUUUUUUCAUAGUUUUUGGUUGUCUUGACAACUUCCUUCUUGCAGUGAUGGCAUAUGACAGGUAUGUGGCCAUCUGUCAGCCACUCCACUACACCACUGUCAUGAGGCAGGAGCUGUGUAUCUCAUUAGUAGCUGGGUCCUGGUUCUUCUGUUGCAUCCAUGCCCUGUUGCACACCCUUCUCUUGGUCCAACUGUCCUUCUGUGCUGAUAAUAUCAUCCCCCACUUCUUCUGUGACCUUACUGUGCUCCUGAAGAUGAGCUGCUCAGACAUCUCUCUCAAUGAACUGGUCAUCUUUACUGAAGGAGGAAUGUUUUUCAUCCUGCCCUUGAGUAGUAUCUUGGGCUCAUAUAUCCGUAUAGGGACAACUGUCCUGAGGAUCCCCUCUACUAAGGGACUCUUUAAAGCCUUUUCUACCUGUGGCUCCCAUCUUUUUGUGGUGUCUUUAUACUAUGGGACACUUGCAGGUGUUUACUUUUUCUCCCCAUCAUGGGACUGCAGUGACAAAGACAUAAUUGCUUCGGUCAUGUAUACUGUAGUUACCCCUAUGCUGAAUCCCUUCAUCUAUAGCCUGAGGAACAAAGAUAUAAAACAGGCCCUAGAAAUAUUUGUCAAGAGGGCUAACUUUUAA
This is a messenger RNA of Neomonachus schauinslandi (Hawaiian monk seal), 933 nucleotides long. RefSeq names its product olfactory receptor 1J4-like. Gene Ontology annotation, cellular component: membrane. The coding region runs from base 1 to 933 and encodes 310 amino acids. NCBI's taxonomy places the organism in Eukaryota, Metazoa, Chordata, Mammalia, Carnivora, Phocidae. The record is from RefSeq and is a predicted model, not a curated record. Gene Ontology annotation, molecular function: olfactory receptor activity; G protein-coupled receptor activity. The transcript has a single exon. Gene Ontology annotation, biological process: G protein-coupled receptor signaling pathway.